AUGGAGAACGAGCAGACGACCACGCUCCUCGUGUACUUCACCCUGGCGCUGUUCAACUUCGCUUCCAGUAUCAUUCAGGGUGUCGCAGGUAUCGGUGAUGCCAUUCUGAUUCAGGUCCUGUGGCUUCUCGCGUGCAAUCUCUCUGAUGAUUUCAGCAGAACCCCGCUUGGCGACUCACCGGUGCGCGCCGUGGCGCUCAUCAUGUACGUGCGGCUGCUCUUUAUGUCUCCGCUGGUGGUCUAUCUCGGCCUUAACGACAGCGUUUUCUCCAAGCAGAUGACGAUCAUGAUGGCUGUACCGAGCACCAUCUUUGCAAUGGUCGGCGUCAUCCUGUACACUUGGCUCGAUACCGGCACCCUAAAGAAGAUCCUCGGUUUCACUUGCUUCUUAUUCGCCCUCGUGUACGUUGGCAUCAUGAUCUACCGCGUCUGGCGGAAAAAGAGGCAGGUGGAGGAGUUGAAAUCGCGAAAUGUCAAGCUGGUGGUGGAGGCCGACGCCCUGGCAGAGGAAGCGCAGCUGAGCCGCAAAACGAGUAUGGUGAACCUCCACGCCAGCAUUGUGCAGAAUGUGCCAAACAACAGCAUUUUUGCCAUGCGCCCCCCUGCCCCUCCCGUCCAUGGCGCUCUUAACGUUAGUGCUCUGAGCAUGGCCUUGCCGCUGAAUUCGAGCAUGCUGCAGGACUCGGCCAUGGCGAUACCGAGUAAUACGAUUAUCGCCGAGGGUGUCACAGCCCCAGGGAUUGAUGCGCGGACUGGCCUGCCAGCUGAUACGACUGAGGCUUUCGUCAGUACCAUCGGCAGCGAGGUGUUCGUGGGAUCCGAGACGCAGGCGCCUCGCGUAAACGAGGAGAAUGUGCCGCGACUGACGCCGUCGAAGAUCUCGCCAUUGCGUACCAUGACGUUCACUCGUGUCCGCAUUAACCGUAACAUCGAUGCAAACGGGAAGAUCAAGAUGAGCGCAAAAGUUGGUGCGACUGUGGCGGCGUCGCUUGCGGGUAUGAUGGCGUCCCUCACCGGCGUGAAUGCCCCGCCGCAGAUCAUCUUCAUCCUGAUCUUUGAUGCCCCGAACUACAUCGUACGCGUCAACUUUAGCGCCCAGUCCAUCCCCAGUAACAUCGUCCGGUUCAUCAUGGCCGUCUGGAACGGCUCCUUCACCUCAGCCAUGGUUCCGCUGAUGAUCGUCGUGGUCAUCUUUGGCUUCGCCGGCGUGUUUGUGGGCAAUCGCGUCGGUCGCCUCCUCGGCCCGCAGAGCUUCAACGUGUUCGUACUGUGCCUGCUUCUUCUCUGCUCACUGGCCAUGAUGGACAAGUGGCAGAAUUUCCUCAUCAUCUGCACAAUCUUGACUGGCAUCAUCACUAUUUCAUGCGCCUACCUUGAGAACAAGCACAACAAACCCCUCAUUGAAAAGCAACGGCUGUCGGAGCUCGAGGUGGAGAAGCGCCUGUACGACUGCCUGGAGGAGCUCCAGCGCAGCCACAACAGCUUUGUGCAACCUAUGCACUCGGUAUCGACCUUUACUGCACUGGUACCCUUCCAGCGCACGAAUUAUCCGAAGUCGAUGCGGAGAGGCGCGAACUUCGACAAUGACGAUGAGGGUAUCGGGGAUGAGCGCGAGAAGGACGCCACAGCAUCCUCAGCGGCCGUCGCAACUCAUGCUGAGCUGGGCUCGGUCAAGGAAAGAAAGAGCAUCUCUUCCUACCAUUUGCUCGAGCAGCACCGCAGCACUGCCCCACCGCCUGCAGUAGCAGUCGCAAAUGGGGGUGAAGAAGUGUCCCCAGCCGCUCCAGCGGCCGCCCAUCCGCGCAGCCCCUCAGACAAAGCAGACGAGAGCACCGUUCCGGCGGGCCGUCGCGCCUCCGGCUACCGCACACCUAGCAGUGACAGUAGUGACAAGGAGUGCAACUACCUCCCUAGCUGGAGUAGAGAUAUACUGCAGAAUGAUCAAUCCGCUCUGAGCGACCCUGAUCCCUCUCUCCCAGAGUGCCAGCCGCCCUCGCUGCGCAGCAUGAACAGCAGCGUGUAG
Messenger RNA from Leishmania braziliensis MHOM/BR/75/M2904, 2022 nucleotides. RefSeq lists its product as hypothetical. The record is from RefSeq and is a predicted model, not a curated record. The transcript has a single exon. Bases 1 to 2022 code for a protein of 673 amino acids. Lineage: Eukaryota; Euglenozoa; Kinetoplastea; Trypanosomatida; Trypanosomatidae.